Daphnia carinata is the source of this 1343-nucleotide messenger RNA. It is a transcript of the gene Cbp53E, whose product is annotated as calbindin-32-like. Bases 254 to 1213 code for a protein of 319 amino acids. Gene Ontology annotation, cellular component: cytosol; dendrite; synapse. The record is from RefSeq and is a predicted model, not a curated record. NCBI's taxonomy places the organism in Eukaryota, Metazoa, Arthropoda, Branchiopoda, Diplostraca, Daphniidae. The transcript is spliced from 12 exons. Gene Ontology annotation, biological process: regulation of long-term synaptic potentiation; regulation of presynaptic cytosolic calcium ion concentration. Gene Ontology annotation, molecular function: calcium ion binding.
CGGCUCAGUUGACGUUCUCCCGCCACCGACCGGACAGCACACCCAUCCCCAAAAACAAUUUUUACUUCUUCUUUCCCUUCACGUUUUUUUUUGCUCCCCACCCACGCACCGUCAGUAGUUUGAAAGGCCUUUCGUUGACUGCAUCUUCGUCGCCAACGACGCCUGUCUUCUGUCUCUCUUUCACGUCGUCAACGACUGUUGCCCUUCAUCACCGUCAAACGAAAGAAAAAAACUGAAAACAAGAAAACAAAAGAUGAGUUCCGGCAAUCAGAAGAACUCAGCAGCCCAGCAGAAGAACAAUUUUCGAGUCAAUCUGGACCGUUGCACCAAUUUCAUGCGCCAGUUCCGCGAUCCGGAGAGCCGCGAGUUGACCAAACUGUCGGCCAACCAGUUCAUGGAUGUCUGGAGCCACUACGACAAGGACGGUAAUGGCUACAUCGAAGGCACCGAACUGGAUGGCUUCCUGGCCGAAUUCGUUUCCAGUGUCAAUGUCUUGGAUGUCGGUCCCGAGGUCGUAUCGGACGCCAUGCUGGCCGAACUGAAGCAGUGCUUCAUGGAAGCUUAUGACGACAACCAGGAUGGAAAAAUCGACAUUCGCGAGUUGGCCCAACUACUUCCCAUGGAGGAGAACUUUCUGCUACUUUUCCGCUUCGACAAUCCACUCGACUCCAGCGUCGAGUUCAUGAAGAUCUGGCGAGAAUACGAUUCUGACGGCAGCGGAUUCAUCGAAGCCGACGAAUUGAAAAACUUCCUGCGCGACUUGUUAACUGAGGCUCAGCGUGAGAAAGAGGUCACCGAAGAUAAGUUGAUUGAAUACACGGAUACUAUGUUGCAAGUGUUUGAUGCCAAUAGAGAUGGAAAGCUCCAGCUCUCCGAAAUGUCCAAGCUGCUUCCAGUCCGCGAGAAUUUCCUCUGCCGCCAAGUUUUUAAGGGCCCGACAGUGCUCUCCAAGGAUGAUAUCGAACGAGUCUUCGCCCUCUAUGACAGGGACAAUAACGGAACGAUUGAGAAUGAAGAACUACGUGGAUUCCUGAAAGAUCUGUUGGAACUGGUGAAAAAGGAUUAUGACGCCCAAGAUCUACUGGACUUUGAAGAGACUAUUCUUCGUGGCUGCGAUUUUAACCGUGACGGGAAAAUCAGCAAGAAGGAGCUUACCAUGAUCUUGUUGGCAUUGUCCAAACAUAGCCAAGACGAUGAAACAAAAUCCAAGUAGAGGCAAGAGAAAACGUUCACGACAAGUUCCGUACGACAUCAAAUAACGAUGUUAAUGAAUACGAAAAAAAAAAAAGUCUCCCAUUUACAAUGUAUUGCCCCUCGUGAGUCAAUUCUUAAGGAUCUGAGAA